GUGUUUGUAGUGAGCUGUGUAUCAGUCACAAGGAAUGCAUAGCACAGUGUGCUUACUCGUGAUAUAGUAUAGUUGCGUGGUCAAGCGUCUUCAGCCAGAUGUGUCCAGUAAAGCUGUGUCAGAAUCCACUGUUAAGGUCUUGCAGAAACAUUUAUUUAGAGGAGUUACUUGCCACAACAAGACCAUACUUAAAUACAGAUAUCUGUAUAUAUAUCAAGUGCAAUUGAGUCUGUCUCGAGGCAGCUUUUGUUUAAACAUCUCGACAUAAUUUAUUAUAACUAAUAGGUUUUGCGGCGUAGUUUGAAUAUAUCAAGCCGAUCAUUAGUUACACAUUCAGGCAGAAGAAGCCUUUAAUUUUAAAUUAUCGUUUUUUUUGGAUUGGAUUUAUAUUUUAAUUGGUCAGCUGAAAGCUAAUUGGGCCUCGAACGUAUACUCAUCUAGUCACGGGAUUGCCGUUAACGGCGAUUUUAACCAACUGAUCUACUUGUUCAUUACACGAAUUUAUGGUUUUCAAUAGUUUGCAUUUCAUUUGACCAUUAAGUACUUUUCUUCCGGUAAAUUGUCUGUGUGUGUAUAAGCGUUCGAUUAAAAAAGGGCAGUGUUUUUUGAACUUGUGAUUUUCCUUGCUUUGUAUACUUUUUGCAUCAAAAAGCAUUCUUGGUCUACUUUAACUAAAAGUACUUCGGUUAAUGUUCGAAAUUUUUGCUAAACUUUGUCCUGUGGUACCUUUUUUACUUAUUGACUGACACUCGUGUUCACAUUGUGAUCAUAUUGUGUUUUUAAACCUUUUUAAUCAAAUCACAUUGGUUAGUAAGACUUAUAACUGUGGACAACCAAACUGCUUGUUCACCGUUGAGGAAGGAAUGCAGUGCGAUGAAUGUGAAAAGUGAUACCAUAAGAUGUGUACACGUCCAAGUCCUACGGCAUACAAAAAUGCUCGAAGCCUAACUCGCAUUGGCUUUGUAUGUUUCGUUGUACAAAUAGGAAGUUACUAAUCCACAAGGCUAUGAGCCUAUUGGCUUUAACCUGUUGCGCUGAUAACACGAGCACUGACGGUGACGAAUGUGUCAGUGUAGUACGUGCUGCUACCGGACCCGUUAAACAUCCGACUGUGAUUGACGGGAAAGUGAAAUCUCCGUUAACAUUAACGAGGAGUGAAGUGCCGCUUGAUAUUGACAUUGGUAAUCAUACACCUUCAGUGGAAAUUGAAGACCCGGAUAAAACUGUUACCGUUCCAAAUAGCCCCGGUGUGGCUGUACUGAGUGAUGAUAAAUGGACUUCAGUACGGAGAGAAAGAAAUGAGAAGAAAAAAGCUGUAGGCGAAAAGCAUCUGGUUAUCAAGUCAUUGGAAGAGACGGUAUGAGAAACAAAAGCUCCACUGCGUGUUAAGACAGACCUCUCUGAGUGGUCAGUCAUUUUUCAUAAGUUAAGAGAAUCUUCAGAUAAGGAACCAAAGGCUAGAUUUGAACACGACCUCAGUCAUAUUAAGUCCUUAAUAAGCAAACUACCCCCAGAUACAGUUCCAGGAGUUAGUAUUUGUAAGUUUUAUAGAAUAGGACAAAAAGUGGAUUCUGAAAGUCCUCAGAGAAGCCGCCUCUUGAAAGUUACAUUUUCCACGGUUGAAAAAAGGAACCUGAUUCUAGGUAACUCACGUAAACUGAUUGGAUCCGGAAUAUACUUCCGUGAGGAUCUCAGCCUAGCCGAGCGUAUUAAGAGAUGAGCUGCAGAAGUGGAAAUAAAUGAGCGUCGUCGAAAUGGUGAAAGCAACCUCGUCCUUAAGGGUUUCAAAUUGUAAAAGUUCGAGGCAAAACGAUCCCCAAACCACUCUGGGUGGUAAGGGAAAGUUCUCCACAGAUUUAAAGGUAUGCUAAACAAAUGCUCGCAGCCUACUAAAUAAAAUGGCGAAGCUUAAGUCAAUGGUGAAUAAAGAAAAACCGGAUGUUAUUGCUGUCUCAAAAACUUGGUUAACGUCAGAAUUAUUAGAUAAUGAAAUUCAGUUGACUGGUUUCCUAACCAGUAGGGCUGACAGAUUAAACUGAAGGGAAGGCGGGGUUAUCCUGUACACGAAAAGUACCCUAACCAUAAGAGUAGCUGAGACAGUGGCACAUGUUUCAGGAACACGUGAACUAGUGCGAUGUAUGUUGAAAUGUAGACGGCAAGAUAUUUAAUUAGUUAUAGUAUAUAGCAUUCCAGAACGUGUAACGGAUGAUUUUAUCCAAAGUAAACUUCAGUUCUGGUGUAACAAGGGUAAAAGCCCUGUAGUAGGCGUCUUUAAUGCACCGUACAUAAACUGGGUUAACUUAGAAGUAGGGUAAUCGAUAACAUCGUUCGAUUGCAAACUGUUAGAAACCUCGAUUGGAUUAGCUUUAUUCCAACACAUUAGAAACCCCACAAGAUAUGACUUAAGGAAUUCUUCUUCUCUUUUAGAUUUAGUCUUCACACACGGUGAUGACAUUGGUCAGAUGACUUUUCUCCUACCACUAGGGAGAAGUGACCGUGCAGUCAUAUUAUUGAAAUUCAUGGCUGAGAUUGCCUGUCAAACAGUUGCACCGGCCCGUCCUAAUAUAUUGAAGGCAGAUAUGAAUGCAAUCAACUCCACAGCAUCGGCUGAAAACUGGGAAAUUGACUCAAGGGCAUCAGUACAAGAGGCAUGGACUCUUUUCAGGCAGUUAUACAAUCGAGUAACUCAACCAUACAUACCCUGGACAGCUCCAAAGAAGAAGAAGAAGCACGGCAAUCCCUGGAUAGGCCGGGAUAUUCGACGUUUACUAGGACAAAAAAAGAAAUGUUGGCAUCCGCCUUGGCUCAGCAGGUACGAUGGAACGCUACAGAUCGGUAAGAAACAAGUGUAUAACAAAAUUUCUGGAAGCUCAAAGAAAAUAUGAAAUGCAGUUGGCACAAUCUGCACUCAAGCAGCCCAAGAGAAUAUUUGCGUACAUAAACUACAGAACAAGGAUGUUACAUUGGAUUCCAAACCUAAUUAAAAAAGGGAGUAAAUCUGAAAUGAUGGAUGAAGAUCAGGAAAAAGCAGAUUCUAUGGUUGACUAUUUUGGGGCAGUUUACACUCAGGAACCUCCUCUAGACAAAGAAACGGAUCAAAAUAAAGAGUCAACAAACCACCUGCUUACUGUGGGCUUCGAUCAAGACGAUGUGCUUAAGGCUCUUAGCACCUUAAACAUGAAAAAGUCAACAGGACCAGAUGAACUACACCCCAAAAUCUUGAGACAUAUUGCACAAUAUAUCGCGGCCCCACUGACUUAGAUAUUCAAUAUGUCACUUGACCAAGGUGUGUUUCCUAUGGACUAGAAGGACGCGAUCGGCACUCCCAUACAUAAAAUAGGACUAAGACAACUUCCAUCGAACUACAGACCUGUAAGCCUCAUCAGUGUUGUAGUUAAAAUAUUGGGAAGAAUAUUUAAACGAACCAUAAUGGCAUUUAUGGAAAUCAAUAACUUGCUAAACAUAGAACAACAUGGUUUUAGAAAGGGUUUAUAUUAUACAACGAACCUCUUUAUAGCAAGGGAAUUUUGGAUAGAGGCGCUAGGCAACGGAAACUCAGUGGAUUUUGUCUACAUAGACUUCAGUAAGGCUUUUGACAAUGUGCCAACUAAUAGACGGCUAUUGAAUUAGGAAAACCUUGGUAUUGCCGGACCUCUUUUAUAAUGGAUUAGGGAUUUCCUAGUAGGUCGUAGACAGAAAGUAAGAAUAAAUUCCAAGUGUUCCAUCUGGAGACCAGUACUUAGUGGAGUACCUCAAGGUUCCGUCCUACGUCCUUCAUUUUUUAUAAUGUAUGUUAGUGAUCUUCCAAGUAUAGUACAGUCUCUAAUGUUAUUAUACGCUGACGAUGUAAAGAUCUGGCGAGUAAUAACUGGAGACACAGACUCAUGUGUUCUUCAGGCAGACCUAAAUAAUGUGAUUAACUGGUCUAAAGGGUGGCUGAUGCCUGUAAACGCGGCAAAGUGUGUCUACAUGCACUUUGGGGAUUCAAAGGUUAAUAGGUACAGCAUAAGGGAAGUUCCAUUAUCCGUGGUCCGGUCUCAUAAGGAUCUGCGGGUGACAGUGAGUCAUGAUCUUAAGACGACGGCCCAUUGCCGGGAGGUCGUAGCUAAAGGGUUUCGAACCCUCUGGGCUUUAAAACGAACAUUCACUAAGUUAGAUACCACCAUGUCCACUACAGUAUACACAUCCUUAGUGAGAACUGAGCUUGAGAACUGCGUUCGGGCUGCAAACCCCUGUUUAAAAGGCGAUUUGGAUAUCCUAGAGAAAGUACAGAGGGCAGCUACCCGUGCAAUUUCAGAAAUCCGGGGUUUACCAUACAAAGAGCGGCUUGAAAAGCUGGACCUCUUUACUCUGUCCUGUUGCAGAUUAAGAGGAGAUCUGAUUUUGAUGUACAGAAUACUGAGAAAUGAUUUCGAACCUAAUUUAUUCUCUCUUUUUCUUCACACUAGAUCGGGACAUCUCAGAGGACAUAGCAGGCGAGUAGAAAAGCCAAGAACGAACAAACUAUCCGUAGCAUACAAGUUUUCACACCGAGUCAUCAAUACUUGGAACCUGCUGACCGAAGCAGUGGUGUUCGCACCUUCAAUUGACUCUUUCAAGAGAAGACUGGACACUCACAGAAGCAUACUAGAAAAGGAAUAACACAGGCCUACAACCCUUAAAAAAAGCACAUCAGAAUGAUUACUCAAGCAAAUAGAAAAUAAAAUACACAAAGCAAUGCCAGAUUACUGUCAUGAGGAGAAUUUAAAACAAACAGAGAGUGUUACUAUGCAUGAAGCCAAUAAACAUUAUCCUAAUGAUCCAGGACUAGAUGUAGCUUCACUUAAAAUCAUUGAGUUAUCUAAAAAGAUUAGAGAAUUGAAUGCUUCACUUGUGAGUGAACGAAACAAAUGUAAUAACUUAUAUCAAAUAGUCCGAAAGUUGGAAUCUGAAUCGGUUAACUCAUCAAACAAAAAUGUUCUAUGUAGUUUAUGUAAACAGAACAACAUCACAACGAACGAAAACAUUGAAAACAUAUCAGACGAUGCGGAACAAGAGGAGAAGAAGAACAAGAAGAAAUUAAAGAAACUAGAAUCUAUUGUUAUGGAAUUACGUCAAAAAAUUCAAACCUUAAAUCAUGAUUUAUUAUUAGCUAAAAAAGUAAUCGAAUCAGAAACUGGUGAACUGAUACCAAAUUUAAAUAGUUGGUUAAUAAAUUUAAAGCUAAAACCCGAUGGAACAUAUGGAAAUUGGCGUGGUCGACAACAACAAAUUAUUACAUUAAAAAAUCGUAUUACAAAAUUACAAUCACAACUUACUUUAAAAGCUUCUUCUCAUACAGAAAAUUUCAGUUGUAAAGAGACUAUGGAAAAUGAAACAUUUUCUGGUGCAACAUUAUUGGAUAUUCAUUCAUUUCAAGAUAAUAAUGAUGAUAAUAUGACUUCUAAAUCAUCUAAACUGAAUUCCAUCAUUGAACAAAAUGAUUAUAGAACAACUAAUAUUAUUCAAUUACAACAUGAUAAGAAACAAUUAAAAGAUGAGAUUGCAUUAACUAAAAAAAAUCUACAAAAAAUUAAAUUACAUCAUUAUCAUUUAUUACAAGAACAAAAAGAAUUAAAACAACAAAUUUUAUUUUUAAUCAAUAAAAGUAAACAUGAUAAUGAAUUAAUUGAAUCAUUAAUACAACAUAGAAAUAAUUUACAAAAUGAAUUUAAUAAAUUAAAUCAAAUAAAUAUUGAAAAAACGAAUGAAAUAGAAAAAUUAAAUGAAGAACAAUUAAAUUUAAAACAAAUAAAAGAUGUAGAAAUUAAAAAAUUAGAAGAAAUUAUUAUGGAGAAAAACCAAUUAAUUGACAAUAUGAAUGAACGUCUUUCUACUAAUAAUCAAAUACAUUUGAAUACAUCAGAACAUCAAACAAAUAAUGAAAUACCAUCUAAUGUAAUGAAUUCAUCCCAUUAUGAUUUGGAUUAUAUUAAGAAUUAUAAAAUUGAACGUGAUGGAUUAAUAAAAUUAAUAGAAACUAUGGAAUGUAGAAUUGAAGAACUUAUGAAUGAAAAAAUGAAACUUGAAAUGAAAAAUGCUGAAUUAACAAGAAAAACGCUUUUGAAACCAAAUGUAAAAAAUCAAUAUUUUUUGAUCAAUGAAAAAUCAAUAAAAUCGGAUGAUUCCCAUAAUAAUAAUAAUAAUAAUAAUAAUAAUAAUAAUAAUAAUAAUAAUAAUAAUAAUAAUAAUAAUAAUAAUAAUAAUAAUAAUAAUAAUAAUAAUAAUGGUAAUAACAGUAAUGAUAAUAAUAAUGGUAAUAACAGUAAUGAUAAUAAUAAUAAUAAUAAUGGUAAUAACAGUAAUGAUAAUAAUAAUAAUAAUGAUAAUAAUGAGCAAUUAUUUCAUUAUCUUACCAAUGAUAAUUAUAUUAAAAAUUUAAUUCAAAAAUGUUCAUUAUCAUCAUAUUCAAUGAAAAUUAUAAUUAAAUGUAUAAAACAAUAUCAAACUAUAUUAAUACAAUAUUAUAAUGAAAUAAUAAAUUUAAAAAAUAAUAUAAAAUUAAUAUUAGAUUAUCAUAAAGAUGAUUUUAAAUUAAUGAUGAAUAUUAUUGAUGAAUUAAAACAACAACAGCAACCACCACAGCAACAACAACCACCACCACCACAGCAACAACCAAUGCAACAACGACAACAAUAAAGAAAAGAUAUAAAGAACUACACAUUUAAAAGAAAAAAAAGUAGUACUUUUAUUGAUUUAUUAAUGGGUUUAUUCAAUGUGAUCGUUUUUUUAAAAUAUUUUUGUUGGUAUAAGAUAGAAUUCUCAGUA
Molecule: messenger RNA, 6786 nt
Organism: Schistosoma haematobium
Lineage: Eukaryota; Metazoa; Platyhelminthes; Trematoda; Strigeidida; Schistosomatidae
Exons: 4
Coding region: 4717-6657 (646 amino acids)
Biological process (GO): non-motile cilium assembly; cytoplasmic microtubule organization
Cellular component (GO): centriolar satellite
Source: RefSeq, a predicted model, not a curated record